Saccharomyces mikatae IFO 1815 is the source of this 339-nucleotide messenger RNA. Its product is annotated as alpha/beta fold hydrolase. The transcript has a single exon. Gene Ontology annotation, molecular function: epoxide hydrolase activity. NCBI's taxonomy places the organism in Eukaryota, Fungi, Ascomycota, Saccharomycetes, Saccharomycetales, Saccharomycetaceae. Bases 1 to 339 code for a protein of 112 amino acids. The record is from RefSeq and is a predicted model, not a curated record.
AUGUUAAAUAUCAUUGCAAAAUUCCACAAAAUUCAAGUUCAAGACGGUGUGAAGGUUUGGUAUCGUGAAGCAGGAUCAGCAGAAAACCCUACGAUUUUAUUGCUACAUGGGUUCCCCACCUCCUCCAACAUGUUCAGGAACCUCAUUCCUUUAUUAAGUACACACUUCCACGUUAUUGCCCCAGAUCUACCUGGGUUAGGAUUUACAGAGACACCUGACAACUAUAUGUUCAGCUUUGACACUCUAAGUAAGAAUGUCGGAUAUUUUCUAGAUGCUAUGAAGAUUGAAAAUAUUGCAUUUAUAUAUUUAAUUAUAGUUCUCUUGCAAGCUUCUAGUUAA